AUGCGGUGGUUCACAUCAUGUCAAAACGAUCAAAGUCAAGGACCAGUAUCAGGAGGACAAGCUAGCAAGGGGAAUUGGAGAGAAUACGAGAAGGACUGGGAAGAUGAACAUGGGUGGAAGGGAAAGGUAUGGGUGAAGAAGUGGAGUAAUAAAGGAUGGAAGGAUGUUUCGGAAGAUUCAGAUAAAGCAGAAAAGACAUCUCUACCUUCUUUGGGAUCGAGGGGAUAUGACAGCCACUAUAUGGAGAAGAAUGAUCAAGCGAUGCAAGAAAAAUCUGUUCAACCUCGUGAGCCUUCUCUCUUUGAAUCCCGUAAUCUGAUCAUACUCGAUACAAUGUUGAGAUCCUCUUACAAAGCGGGAUACAAUGACGCUCUGAGAAUACGACCAUUCCUUCCUUUCCAGACUCCUCUUUCUGCACCGAUCGCCCAAUCAGGGCUUGAUCCCGCUGCGAUCGUAACUCCUGGGUCAUCCGCUUCUUCCACCCCGUCAAGUGGUGGUAAAGGUUACAUCAUACUGGGAAGCUUGAUACUACUUGGAAGUGGUCUGAUGACAUAUAAGACUUUCAAUAAAAUGAAAAGACUCGAAAAUGGUUUGAAGGAGAUUUUAGCUUUGAAUCAAUUGAAGGGAUCUACAGAUCAGACUUCGUUGAUCAAGUUCCAAAGAGAUUUCAUAGGUUUAAGAAAACUCAUCGAAGAUUCUCAUAAUCAGAAUCAACCUAAUUCACUCCAUCCAUCAUCAGAUCAAGUAAAGGACUUGCUCAGCUCAAAGAACGAAGAUAGAUGGAAGAGUUUUGAUGAACAUUUAAACCAAAUCAAACUUGAUCAACAAUCAUUCCACAUUCUUGUUGGUGAAGAAUCCUUGAGUUUGAGAGAAUCAAUCAAGGAAAUUAACAUGAAUUUGAAAAAAGAAUUUAGGAUGAUAGCUAAAGAUCUAAAUGGGAAUAAAGUAGAUACAGAGAAAAUGAAAAUGGAUAUUGAGAAUUUGAUCAAAUCUACUGUUGAUCAUACUCAAAUUCAAUCGAAUGAUAGAAAGAAACUUAUUCAUGAUGUCAGCGGUGUGAAGGAAAAAGUUACAGUUUUGGAUAAAUGGAUAAAAGAUCUAAUGGGAGAAGUUGGCUUAACUACUCAAUUAUCAAAGAACAACCUCAUCAAAUCUGAAGAAAUCAAGAAAGCAAUCGAGACGUUAAAAUCAAACAAAUCUGCUGCUUCUUCACCAGACAAACCUAUCUCGCCUCACACAGGGGGAUCGGCAUCGUCUCCUUCACCUCCUUCGUCUCCUUCGCCUCCUUACGCAGCUAGAUUAAUGAGUAAUCUGGGACUGGGUGGUAACGAUGUGAUGCCUUUUAGUGAUAUCAAGAAAGCCAUAGAAGGAGUCAAGAAAGGGUAUUUGGAGGGCCAAUAUACCACUCCUACUCCUAAAGCAGACGCAAUUCAAUCUCAAGAAAGUAAACCUAUUACUGUCAAUCUGAACGAAUCUCGAGAAGGUAAACCAACUCAAAAAUUCUCAACCCCACUUGAAAAAGUUAUGAAUCCCGCCAGAGUUAAUCCAAACGUGAAACUCUCAGACUCUCAUUAUCCCUCCGCUUCGGCUCGAAAAGCUUUACCGGAUCGGAAAGACGAUAACGACAAUGAUUUCCGUCCACCUACUCCUCCACCUGCAGCCAACUCAGCAUCCCCUUCAGCUGAUGAUCGGUCUAAAGAGCCUAACCAAGCUGAUAAUUGGUGGACGAUCCAAUCCUGCUCAGGCAUACACGGAGAUGCGUGGAGAAUCAAAGGAUUCGGAUGGUAUCAUCCUUCUUCUCCUUCUUCUUGUACUCCUCCAAGCGGUAGGAACAAGGAUGAAGAUAGGAGUAUUGGUGCGUGGGCUGUAGGAAGGGUAAGGAGACGGUUCGGUGAUUGGCCUUUCCAUUAG
Molecule: messenger RNA, 1911 nt
Organism: Kwoniella shivajii
Lineage: Eukaryota; Fungi; Basidiomycota; Tremellomycetes; Tremellales; Cryptococcaceae
Exons: 2
Coding region: 1-1911 (636 amino acids)
Source: RefSeq, a predicted model, not a curated record